AUGGAUACAUAUGUUACGGUCGAGCAUUUACUGAAUAUCCACUUUUCAAGUUUACCUCUUGAGAAAAAUAUUGAAAUAAAAAAAGAAGGUAGGCCAAUGCCAAAUUUAAAUAUAAUACAAAUUAAGAAAACAAAGUCUAGAGAAUUUAAAAGAAGUUUUAAUAAAGACAUUUAUUCAAAACAUGGUUGGUUAUGUGGUUGUUCUAAAACGAACCGUUUGUUUUGUUUUCCUUGUAUACUUUUUUGUCGUACUUCUGGUGAUAAAAAUUGGUCACAAAACGGAAUAAAUGAUUUAGCUCAUUUGAACGAUAAAAUUAGUACACACAUAAAAUCAAGUUUACAUUUAAAUGCGCAUUUAAAUUUGAAACUUUUGGGUAAACAAGAUAUAAGGCAACAACUUUCAAAUGCAUUUAGGCUUAGUAUACAAAAACAUAAUGAAACUGUAACUAACAACCGUUAUAUUUUAUCUAAAAUUAUUGAUUGUAUUAAAUUUUGUGGUGCAUUUGAACUUGCUCUUCGAGGGCAUAAUGAGAAGUCAGAUUCUGAAAAUCCAGGAAUAUUUCGCGGACUUAUUAAUUUUAGUUCUGAAUUGGAUAACACUUUAAAAUUACACCUCGAACAGUCUACAGUAUUUAAAGGCCUUUCUAAAAUAAUUCAAAAUGAAAUGUUGGAAUGUAUGCUAUUUGUUAUUCGACAAAAUAUUAAAAACGAAAUAAAAAACGCUGAUUUCUUUUCUGUUAUAUCUGACGAAACGACAGAUGUAUCAGCACAAUUUCAAAUGUCCAUAAUAUUUCGUUAUAUUUUAUCCAAUGGUACGCCAGUUGAGAGAUUUUGGGGCUUUUUUAAUCCAUCUGGACAUGAUGCAAAGUCACUAUCAGAGUGCAUAAAAUAUAACUUAAAAGAAGUAACAGAAAACCACGACAAAUUAAUCUCGCAAAGUUAUGACGGAGCUGCUGUGAUGAGUGGUCGACUUUCCGGCGUUCAAAAACUUAUAAAAGAUGAAUAUAAAAAUGCACAUUUUGUUCAUUGUUAUGCCCACCAGUUAAAUUUAAUCUUAAGUCAAGCUACAAUGCACAACCGUGAUGUAAGAAUUUUUUUUUCCAACUUGACUGAUGUAACUAAUUUUUUUUCUAAUUCUCCGCAAAGAGUUGCCGUUUUGGAUAAAGUUGUUAACCAUAGAAUCCCUCGAUCAUCAAAUACAAGAUGGAACUUCAAAAGCCGUAUUGUUAAUACUGUACACGAAAAUCGUGAGUUAUUAAUAGAAUGUAUGGAAGAGAUCGAAAAUACAUUUAAUCAAAAUAUUGCAAUUAAUCAGUUGCAAAAACGGAAAAUUGACUCUAUCGAAGUGAAAAAUGCCAUUUCUCGAUUUGAAGAAAAUAUUCAAAAAGAAAGACAAAAUUUCGAUAAUUUUCAAAAUGAAAUGCCAGGUGAAGUAACUCAAUGUAGACCAAAAAGAAAACGUGAUGAUGAUACACUACUUUCUAGAAUUUGUGUUGCAAAAGAAGUCUGUGAUAUUCUUAUUGUCUGUGUUAAAGAUAGGUUCGAAUAUAAAGCUCAUUUAAACGCGUCUCUAUUAUUUAUGUCCACUGAAUUUCCUUUGUAUGAAAAAAGUUUUCCACAAACAUAUGUUGAUGAAACAAUUGAAGCUUACCCUUUUUUAAAUAAAAGUAAGCUUCAAACUGAAUUGGAACUUAUAUAUAAACGAACAGAUUUUCGUAGCGUAAUAGGUGCUGUUAAUUUACUACAGUUUAUUAUUGAUAACAACUUGGAACAAAUAUUUUCAGAAACAUUUAAACUUAUACGUAUUAUAGCAACAAUACCUAUGACAUCUGCAGAAGCAGAAAGAUCGUUUUCGACAUUGAAAAGGAUAAAAACAUUUCUUCGAAAUAGUAUGGCAGAAGAGCGAUUAACAGCAUUAGCGAUGUUAUCAAUUGAAAAGAAAAUGGUGAAACAAAUAUCAAAUUUUAAUGAAGAAGUCAUCAAAGUAUUCAUGAAGAAAAAAGACAGACGGAUCGAUUUGGAAUUCAAAAAUAUAACUACUCAUACAGAGUAUAGACAUCAAAGUAUAUCAAUUUGGGAUACAAUUGAUCGUAACUCAGCUGAGGUACAACCUUCUGGAACAUCAACAUCUCGUGCAAUCAUUGAAGUCCAACGUUAUUUAGAAGUUGCUAUACUGCAAAGAAAUAACGAUCCGUUAAAUUGGUGGCGUGAAAAUAGUUAUAACUAUCCGUAUCUACACAUACUAGCAAAAAGAACACUAUGCUGUUUAGGUACAUCAGUACCGUGUGAGAGAGUAUUCUUAAAGGCUGGAUUAAUUCUAAAUGACCGUCGUUGUCGUUUGAAAAAUGAUAAAGUUAAAAUGCUUUUAUUCCUCAACUAUAAUUCAAAUUAA
Messenger RNA from Metopolophium dirhodum (rose-grain aphid), 2391 nucleotides. RefSeq names its product zinc finger MYM-type protein 1-like. Gene Ontology annotation, molecular function: protein dimerization activity. Bases 1 to 2391 code for a protein of 796 amino acids. NCBI's taxonomy places the organism in Eukaryota, Metazoa, Arthropoda, Insecta, Hemiptera, Aphididae. The transcript has 3 exons. The record is from RefSeq and is a predicted model, not a curated record.